Molecule: messenger RNA, 975 nt
Organism: Cuscuta campestris
Lineage: Eukaryota; Viridiplantae; Streptophyta; Magnoliopsida; Solanales; Convolvulaceae
Source: the annotation of a GenBank genome assembly
AUAUAACGAUCCAAACCAUUAAAUCGAUUCUGAAUGCUAUUAACUUCAUAGUACGGACCUGGAUUACGUCGAAAUCGAAUCGAUAGCUCGAACGGAAGACAAAUCAACGAAAUCAACCGAACGGGUCAAAUCGAGUCAAAAUACGAAAUCGACCAAUCAAUCCGGCGUGGGGGUUAAUCUGCCGGCGAUAUCAACUUGGGGCAGCGGCCGGAUGCGGCGACGGUGACGGUUGCCGGCAACAGUGGCGGAGCGGCAGUUCGACGGCGAUGAGCAGCGACUGGCGGCGCUGCAAUCGACGGCGGGGAAGGACGCCGGCAGAACGACGAGGUGAACCGUCGUCGGCGGCGCUGGGCAGCGACGGCGAUUAUGGUGGUCGCCGGUAGGGGAGGCGACGGACUUCCGGCAAAGGCGAAGCAGCGGCGUCCGGCGUUUGGCGACGUUUUGGCGACGUCCUCCGUUUGGCGUGGCGGCGCUGCACCCGUCGGCGGUGAGCGACGGCGGCUGGAGGCGAAGGAGGCAGCGGCUGGCUUCCGGCGACGACGGUCUGGCUUGCGCGACCGGCUGGGCGGCGACGAUUGGCUGGGCGGCGGCUUCCGGCGGCGAGGUUGGCCGGGAAAGACGAAGAAGAAAGAAGAAGAAGGAGAAGAAGAAGGAGAAGAAGAAGGAAGAAGAAGAAGGAGAAGGAAGAAGAAAAAGGAACGGAUGAAGAAGGAUAAGGUUUGAGUGGUUUAGGUUUAUUUAAUGGUCCCAUUCCAAAAAGGAUUGGGCUUCGGACCCAAAAUACCUGAUUAAAUGGUCAUAACUUGAGUUCCAUAACUCCGAUUCGCGAACCGUCUGAACCAACGCGAUCACAAAAAUAUUUCCUACGAGAUGACAUAAAAGUUGGGCUUAAAAUCCAAAUUAUAAUUUUUACCCCUUAUUGGGCCCAAUUCGUAAUCAAUUGCUCUAACAAUUUAAUUAAUUCUUUUGGGCCAG